AUGACAAAAGAACCUGGUUUCGCGGGUGUUUGCUGUGGGGGACGGGUGGGCGCACGCUGUGGUCCCGGCCUGGUGUGUGCAAGUCGCGCCACGGAGACGGCGCCCGAGGGCACGGGACUCUGCGUGUGCGCGCAGCGCGGCACGGUCUGCGGCUCCGACGGCCGCUCCUACUCCAGCAUCUGCGCGCUACGUCUGCGCGCCCGGCACGCACCCCGUGUGCACCUUGGCCACCUGCACAAGGCACGCGAUGGCCCCUGCGAGUUCGCUCCUGUGGUCCUCAUGCCACCUCGAGAUGUUCACAAUGUCACUGGGGCUCAAGUGUUCCUUUCGUGUGAGGUAAAGGCUGUGCCCACCCCGGUCAUCACCUGGAAGAAGGUCGUGGGUUCUCCUGAGGGCACUGAGGAGUUGGAGGAGUUGCCCGGAGACCAUAUCAAUAUAGCUGUCCAAGUGCGUGGGGGCCCUUCUGACCAUGAGACCACAUCCUGGAUUUUGAUCAACCCUCUGAGGAAGGAAGAUGAGGGAGUCUACCACUGUCACGCGACCAACGCAAUUGGCGAGGCCCAGUCCCACGGCACCGUGACAGUCCUCGAUCUGAGCAGAUACAAAAGCCUGCGCUCCCCAGUUCCAGCUGACCUCCUGCUUCUGGAGACACUGGUCAGAACAUGAUGGCGACAUCAAGGAGUGGAUCAUUUUGCUCUGUGAAAAUCUGGGGAGACUGCGUCGAUGACUCCUUUUUGUAUGUUUUUUAAAGAAAGGAAUGCACACUAGAUUCUUAUGCAGAUGUAGUUUUUAGCAGGGCAGACCUUGGGAAGACACAUGCAUGUAGCUUUUUUACAUUUUUGGGAUGAAUUGUUCUAGAACAAUUCUUUUUUUUAACUCUUUCUACCCCAGGAUGGGUCGCACACUGUGUGUUUGUAAUUUUAAAGGGCUCCAAACAAGGCAUGUGACUCAUUUGUGA
Messenger RNA from Myodes glareolus (Bank vole), 958 nucleotides. RefSeq names its product insulin like growth factor binding protein like 1 (gene Igfbpl1). Gene Ontology annotation, biological process: regulation of cell growth; regulation of signal transduction. Gene Ontology annotation, molecular function: insulin-like growth factor binding. Gene Ontology annotation, cellular component: extracellular region. The record is from RefSeq and is a predicted model, not a curated record. Lineage: Eukaryota; Metazoa; Chordata; Mammalia; Rodentia; Cricetidae.